CCAACCGUCAAAACUCGUGAACUUUAAAGCAAAGUGAUUGAACCGAUCGUUCGCUCCCAACGGGAAAAGCGAUUGACACGUCCCGCAUGCGACCUGAGCUGAUCCCGAGCCUGAUUCAGGAUAUCAAUUGAGACUAUUCAGUCAUUAUUCACUACUUCCAAGCUACGGGAACGAGCUGCUCUAACUGUUUGGGCGACUGAAACGUGAGAUCACCGCUGUAUUCGCGAGAUCCAACUGUUUGACGUCAGCGAUAGCCGAGGCGCGCCCAAAUCCAGCUUCUGACGCGUCUUUCCACCAUCGGCCCUCGGAUCCCACUCUGCAAACCGAAUAAUCCGCCAGUGAUUCCAGACCGCCAAAUGGCCAGCAGUGCAGAUCGGAGCGCUGAAAGUCCGGUGCCGGAGCACGCGGCCGGCGCUGAUGCGGCCGCUGAUGGUGCUUCUUCGCUCCCGCUUGAUCGCUCGGUUUCGACACUGGCGAUGCUCAAGGACUCGUUGGACUCUCGGCGGCGCGAGUCGCUUGAUCUCGAGCAGCGAAUGCCGCGCAAGCGCGUGGCUGUCGGUGUUUAUGGUUCGUCCGAGAGCGAGUCUGAGAGAUCGCCAGAGGCAUCGCCGCCGACGGUCAAUGCGAGUAUAGCGUCUGAAACUGGCGACGGCAGGCGUCGUCUGGCAAGUGUUGGAUCAGACGACGCCGAUGCGACGGCCAGACCGAUAGAAAUGCUUGAGAUUGACGAGAUGUCUUUGCCAGAGAUCGUCGAGGUGUCCGAGCAGUCUUCUUCCGGCAGUGAAUCUCCUGUCCGCAUCGUGCUCGACUCUGCAAUACCUACUCAGAUUGAUGACGCGGUGACCGAGAUUACCGCGUCAGAUGCCUACGAAGGACAGAGCAUGAUGGAACAGCUUAUCCUAGCACUAGACGACAACCGGCCUCUACCGACAAGCAUAGAGUCGUAUGUACUGCAAUGCAGACGCGCGUUCCAAUGGCAGAACCCACAAACUUUCCUGAACGACGUCAAUGAUUUCCUAUCUGUCUUCCUCGCAUAUCCUGACGAUGAGAAGAAGCACUACUGGGAGCUGGCGCAUGAGUUUUUUGAUUCCUUGCCGGAGAUCGCUUCGGACCUCUGGCACCAUAGUGGUCCUCUUCCUGCUAGUUUCUGGCAUGAGGCUGGAGUAAAUCUCUGUUUCGCUUUUUAUGUCAAUAUCGUUGACGUUGUUUCCUUUCUUUUAAAGCAAGAUCUGGCUCUUCUGAGGUCUAUGGAAACUACUUCCCCCGACAGCCUAAAAUCACCAAAAUUCGUCAAAGCUCUCCAUCAAUUCCUGGUCGACAGCGAACGCUCUCUGUACUCGCUUUGUGAAACGGCUGAUCCCGACAGUUACACUAAGCUUUCUGAUCUUGCGCAGGUAUAUUACUCGCACGGAGUUGUCGACGGGGUCUUUAAUAUCUGUAUAGAGAUCUUAAACGCAGAGAGAAAAGUCGAUGCGGAACUAGCCACCGCGGUGAUUCCGCACGUUGAUCUAUUAUCGUCAGUCGGUCUCUACAUGACCGCAACCCAACGUCUUCUCGAACGACACAAUUCCUCCAGCGAUAGCUCCUCGUCAUCUUCUUCUUCAGACCCUGCCGAGACAACUGGCCAGCAAACGCAGUUUGAAUUCCCACUCUCUGAUUUUUCGAAUUAUAUGCUACAGACCGAUGUCGCGCUCGGAAAGAUAGUUGACAGCCCCGACGCGCCAGAUCGGACUCUCCUGCUGUCAAUCGUGGGCAAGCUCACGGACCUCUUCUACAUCGUUAUGUUAUUCCCCAACAACGAACUGCUAAAGACACACCCGGCCCUCAUGCCUCUGACGAAAAACGCAGACCCGGACGACGUCGAGUCCGUUCGCAACUACGCCGUCAAGAUCCGCAAGUUUUACUGGUUCAUCAAAAUCUUCCAGUGCCCCAGGCCAGAGUACAAGUUGAUGGGCAUCAAGACAAUCUUGGGAGAACUACAAGCAGUCUUUCGCGAGUGGAGUCCUUCGCCGACGCCACAGGCAGCUGCUGUGAUAUCUUAUUACGCGACAUUGCUUUCCGCGAGCGGCUUUACAAAGUUUCUCGUCAGUACUGAGGCAAAUAGUACUAUAGUCGCCCAGUUUGGUAGUUCGAUCUACGCAUUUCUCACUGUCUUUUCGGUCAUUAGUGAGAAAGACCUCGCCAUUCUAUGGGACUCUAUGGUGUCUGCUGAGAAUCCGGUGAUGUUUAACGCGAUAUGCUCUAUCUUCAUCAACAUCAUUCACUGGUUACCCGAGACCUGGUUGAACUGGCUCAUUGACAAGCUGCUUGGAAUGCCUCUGACGACUCUGGAACCGACUGUGCUCAAGCUGAUCAAAGGAAUCGUCGCGGUGUACCAUUCGAACGCCGUUAAAGCGACAGAGGAGCAUGCUGCUCAAUCGAUCCCGAUGAAUCCGUACGUCGUGCUUCUGCAGGUUAUCAAGCGUGCUGGAAACGUCACUCCAGAAGAAGAAGCAGAAAUGAAAGUCAGUCCAACGUUGCUGGUCAACGUACUUACCAGCAGCUUCGACACGCUGAUGAGCGUCGCGCCUCAUACCCAGUCAAAAGCAGAACUGUUUGAGAGUCAUGUAACGUCCCUCAGAGCGUUUGGUCCAGACUCGCUCCAGGAUCUGACGUAUAUCAACUCCUAUCUUGAAAACUUCGACAGCGAAACGCAGCCUAGCCCACCACGCGAGUCGCCAAAUAUUCAGAUUCUCGUGAGCCGAAUGCGGCAGAUGAACUUCAGCGACGUUCUUGUCACAAAUAUAAAGAGCUGGUCUAAUUACUGCGUGAAUUCUUCGCCGUCGAUGAGUUUGUACCCGCUAAACGCGAGCUUGCGGCAGGACUGCUUGGUGAAAUUGCUGUCUCUCGAUCCACGGUGUAUCGCCGAUCGCACCGAAAUGGAAGAGUUAUGGCUGGCGUUGUAUGACAGGGAUGUCAACAACCCCGAAAUCAAAGACGCGUUCUGGGGGAAAUUAACCGCGCUCGCCAACGUUUUGCAGGAGCGCUGCGACUUUAUGGACUACUGUUUUGCCAAAAUCGCGACUCUGCCAAGCGACCGUCUUACGCCGGUGUGUGGCAGUUUCAUCAUCAGCUAUUUCAACUAUGAGUCGAUAACAGUUGACGAUGCCGAAAAGUUCGCUCCAGAAAAAGAUUUCUUGCUGCCUGGGUUCGAUACGUUUUGGCAUUUCUGUUUGAAGACUGAGGAUGAAUCCUGUCUUUCUCAAGUUUCGGAUAUUUUUAUUUGGUUGUCUAUUGAGGCUGACUUUGUCUCCACGCAUCCAACCGAGACAAUAGAGAAGUUUCACCGGUCGUUGGUUCGUCGGUGUAUUACGGAAAUUACCCUGGCUGGCAGAGAAAUUGCGACAAACGGCGACAAUGUUCAAGAAGCGGCUCAGAUCUAUACAAGAAGUUUCAAAUUUCUAGAAGCCUUCUUGACAUCUUACCGCGGCAAUCCUAGGUACGCUGUUGACCGAUCGUCAGCUUCGUCGACAGGGAACAUCGAGAUAGUAGGUGCGCAAGUCGAGUUUAGACUGCAGAUCACGUUUGGCUCUCCCAGAUCAGAGAAAUUUUAUCUGGGAGACGAGAACAAUGUGCUGGAUCUUUUCUCGAUGGUCGCCAAUGUCGUGGGAGACACGCAGUUCAGAGUGUUUGUGCUUGGCAGCGAAUUGAAGACGCCAGAUUUUAUGAGGACGCUGAAGGAUGUUGGGUGCAGAGAUACGACAGCUAUCAUGGUCGUCAGGGGUCCGCCUAACGAGGAUCCGAGAAUACAACGCCGCCUUUCUGAUAUUCAAGAACGAGCGAUGGAGGCUGAGAGUGCUACUGGCUCUACCGACAUCGAUGCCUCAAAGUCUGUGUUACUCUGGAGACCGCUACGACCUGCUGAGAUGGAGAUCAUGGGUGCAUAUGAGCAAAUGUACGAACUCCUUCUUCUGCCAGAUGAGUUUGCUAUUCUAGCGCUCGACUCAAUCACCGCAAUCGGGCCGGCGUCUUCAAUCCUUGAGACCUUCAGUCAGCCGAAGGAAGUCUUCGCCACCUGGGAUCAACUUUAUCCCUCUCAGAAGCCUUACAAGACCUUGUACUCGGAUUACGUGCUAGAGUGCGUCUUUUCGUUCAUCCAACAAGGCAAAAUGGACCGCGACACGCUGUCGGAAUGCUAUCAGUAUAUAGUCCCCCGCCUCGUGCAAUUUGCGACAGAGCCUGAUCUCGCUAUGAGUUCGGAUGUAUCUGUCCGCAACCUGGUUCGCCUGCGGCUUUUAGAGAGGAUCAAGGCGUUUUUGCGCGAGGAUUGUCAGUCAUUCACGAGGAACUUUAGUGUUGACGAGGAAAUCGGCAGUUUCGUCAUCAGACUGAUCAGCAUUGCCGAUGACACCGCGUCAGGGGUCGCUGAGCGAGUGCUGGAUAUUCUACUUCUCUCUGGAGCUAGCGAUGCUCGAUUCUGGAAGUCGAUUGCUGCUGCGGACGAGUGCAGGCAGCUAUUUACUCAAUGUAUGUUGAACGCGCCGAAUGUCGCAGUGCGAAGUUAUUACGCAACAGCUAUAUUGGAGUUUAUCCAAAAUGCCCUGCAGGAGGGUUCUACAGAGUCUGAAGACCACGCGGAGGUCGCUCUGUACUUCUGGAGUCUGGCUUGUGGGAUUCUUCCAUUGCCGAAUUCGGAUGCCGAAGAGAAGGCCGAGGCGCUAUUUAUUUUCUCGUCGGCUUUGCUCAAGCUCAUUCUGAUUGACACACGCGCUCCUAUUGAUGAAUACGGUUUGUGUUCUCUGUGGUUUUCAAUUAUCCGUGGCUGCAAGGUGAAUGAGACGCUCGAGAAAAUCAAAGAUGAUAGGAUCAUCAGCGGUUAUGCCCGUCUCAUGGUUUGUGCGCUAGAAUACCGACGCAGCAACGAGUCCAGUGUCCGCCCGGACGAGAGUUGGCUGACGGCUAUAAUCGAGCUGCUAUUUCCCAGCUUUAUCGGCAGGAACGAGGAACCCAAAGAGGAGGCCGGGUACUUUGGAUGUUUGGCGCCAGAUACGCGAGCGGCUUUGUAUCGAUUGCUGUAUCUCCUGGCAGAGGAUAGUAACAAGCUGCAGAGUGUAGCCGCGCUGUUUUUGAAGCUGCUGCCGUCAUCGCCUCAUGUGCUCCACGAGGGAUGGAACACGGACCGAUCGCGCUGGAUCAGGUCUGCGUCUGGCUACGCCGGUCUCCAGAAUCUGGCAAACACGUGCUACCUAAACUCGUUUGUCAACCAGCUGUACAUGAACACCGAGUUUCGAAGCUAUAUAUUUGGACUUGUCGGUGUCGAAGAAGAGGCGUCGAGCAGACGCGACCAUGGGUCGCAGGAUCUGAUUCCGGAAAUUGUGAGACUGUUUGCGUAUCUGCGGUAUGGAUGGAUGAAGGUGCUAGACACGCGAGGAUUCAUCCAGUCGAUCAGGAACUUUGAAAACGAUCCGAUCGAUUACACGGUGCAGAUGGAUGUGGACGAGUUUUACAAUCUUUUGUUUGACCGGUUGGAAUCGAAGAUAGCCGAGAAGGACAAGAAAGAGGCAAUCUCACAUUUCUACGGAGGCACGCUUCUGACUCAGAUCAAGUCGAAAGAGUGCGAGCACGUGUCUGAGCGCACCGAGCCAUUUUCCGCGAUCCAGUGCGAUAUCAAGGGCAAGCGAGAUUUGGAAAAGAGUCUGGAUGCGUUUGUCGAGGGAGAAACUAUGGACGGCGAGAAUAAGUACUGGUGCUCGCAGUGCUCGGCGCAUGUGGACGCGGAGAAGAGGAUUUGUCUGCAGGAAGUGCCGGACCAUUUGAUUUUCCAUUUGAAGCGAUUUGAUUUUGAUUUGGCUACGAUGCAGCGCAGUAAGAUCAACGACUACUUUGAGUUUCCGACUGAGCUUGAUAUUUCGCCGUAUAUGUUUUCGAGCCUGGCGAUUGAGUCGGCUGAUGAGAGCGAGGAGGAAAGACAGCAGCAGACGCCAGAUAAGUUCCGAAUUUCGGGGGUGCUGGUGCAUACGGGCACGGCUGAAUCGGGGCAUUAUUUUUCGUAUAUCCGCGACAAGGAAGGGUGGGUUGAGUUUAACGACGCGGAAACGAGUCGGUUUGAUGAAGCGCAGAUUGCGGAUAUGGCGUUCGGAGGGGUUGUUUCGAAUGUGAACGGCGAGCUUGUGGAGAAGCCGUUUUCGGCGUAUAUGCUGUUUUAUGAGCGGGUUGAGGGCAGGCCGGAUGAAGAGAAGGAGGCCAGACGAGAGAAGGCUGAGGAGGAGAUGCGCGGGUCAAGCUUGUACGCGAAGAUCAACGAGGAUAACAAGCGACUUGCGAUGAAGUGGAGUUUGUUUGGCGCAGAGCAUGUGCGAUUCGUGACAGCGACGUACGAGGAUCUGAGCGCGAAGAAAGCCGGUGAUCGGAGCGAAAUUCCGACGUGGGCGCCGCACGACCAGAUGAUGUUUGACACGUUUUUCCAGAUCGCGGUGCGGACGAAAGAGAGCGGACUGGCGACGGAGAUGGUGGGGAAGAUGCAAGAGAGCUGUGUUGCGUCCGAGCGGGCGAGCAUGGCGUUUCUGGCGUGGAUUUCGGAGAACGAGACUGCGAUGCGCGGGUUGCUGGUUCGGUGUCCGAGCGUCCAGAUCCGGCAGGAGGUGUCGCGGUUGAUCAAGACGUGCCUGGGCCGGCUCCAGGGCGGAGACGGGUAUGGGUCGUUGGAUUUGUGGACGAGGUCGUGCAGUGCUGGGUCGGAUGAGGAGGAAGAAGAAGAAGAUAGUCAGCGGUGGGUUGUGUUUUCGCUGGUGCGGCAAUUGUUUGAUGUUUUGCUUUGCCGAAACGAGUCUUCGUCAGCAGGACGGGGAAGUUGGGCGGAACUGAACAGUUUGCUGCUGGAUAUUAUUAUCAACACACCCGAGGACGAAGGAGCGGCGCUGUGUAUCUGCGCGGGAGGGUUGCAAGCGAGCAUAGCAGCGGUUUUCGACGGCCGGGAUGAUGUUGCAGGAAUCGCGCUGAUUGUGCAAGAGCUUUUGCAGAAGAUUGACUUGGCAAGAGUGCCGGUUGACAGUCUUGAGCAACGGUGUGAGGAGGUUGCGGGACGAUAUGAGGAGGAGAGAUCGGAGAUGCAGCUGCCGCUGGCGAGCACGGAGUACGAGCUGCUGUGCCGGGGGUACCGGAAGAUGAACAACCAGUUUGUGCAGUCGCUGCUAGAGCAGGAUGUGCCGGUUGAGGACGUGAUGAAGAUAGUGAGCGACUUUCUUGUGCGCGGGGGAGACGGGAGUCCGCUGAGCGAUAUCAGGAUCAUGUUUGGGACGGGCACGAGGGCGGUCGGGUCUGCGAGUGAUGCGGAGUCCGCGCGGCCGUUUUUGCAGUACCUGAUUCAGCUGAUGGUUGUGUAUCAGCCGACGUUGACGGAAUGCAAGAGGCUGUGCCAAAUCAUUCUUCCGAUGGACGCGAAGAGCGCGGAGGAAGAGGAAGAUGAAGAAGACGAGGAGGCGGAAGAGGAAGGAGAGAGCGGAGAUAGCGAGGCCGAGUUUGAGAUUGAAAGCACGGUAACUCGGAUCGGCGAGGCAUUGGCUGAGUUCAUCAGCGAGUGCAGUCUCGGGCGCGGCGGGGAAAACAUGCGUCGGGCGGUGUUUUUGAUGGCGCCAGGAUGGGCACCGGGGCUUGUGGUGCACUGGAACCGAGCCGUGCGAGGGGAGGUUGUGCGGGCGCUGGAGCGGCUUGUGUUUAGUGAGAUUGACAGCGAGCGACAACCGCAGAAGGAGCGGGAGCGGCAGGCGGUAGUUGCGCGGCUUGUGCGGUCGCUUGUGCGGUUCAGUGGGCGGCGAUGGCGGCAGGGCCGGAGACGGGAGGCGGAGGAGGUGCCGAUGCCGAUGCCGUUGGAUGGGCUGAACGCGGUGGUUGCGGGGUGUCAGGAGGUAGCGAGUAAGAGGGACGAGGCUACGAUUGGCCGGAUCGAUAUGCUCCGGCAGGCGGUGUCUAGGUUUGAGCUCGGGGCGGGAGAGAAUGGAGAGGAGGGGCGAGAAUGGACAUCAGGAGAAGAGAACAUGAUGGACGAAGACGUGGAGGAAGUAGCGAUCGAGAGCGAUGGGGAGAUAUAGUUGAUUGAGUACAUGAGGAGUUUUAAGAGUAUACUGAUGCAUUUUGUUUGUACUUUACUUUUGUUUGCGCAUUGAGCCAGCUAUGAGGAUUAAUACAGGAACACGGCGUAAUAGGGGUGAAUUAUCUUAAAGAUCAGCAAGAGCGUUGAGAGGAAGAUGAGUCGAGGAGGUGCGGUGCGAUUUGGUGGAGACGAUGCGCGUACGCUUUCUCUUCUUUCUUAGUCCAGUUCUCUCUUUCUGGUUUGUUUACUUACAAACAACCAUUAACAACAACAAUAACAAUAACAACAACAAUAACAACUAAUACAACCACAACUCCCUACACAUCUACAGUCGCCUCCCACACAGAGACCACAGCAGACACAGAUCGGCCCACAGCCGAGCGCUGCAGUAUUAAACUCUGUUCCGGAUUAGGUUUAAAGGUAGACUGCGGUUUAGGGCACCCCACGAAUUGCGGCUGCGCGUUUGUGGGCCCGGCCGCGCAGGGAUCCUGG
Molecule: messenger RNA, 8560 nt
Organism: Myxozyma melibiosi
Lineage: Eukaryota; Fungi; Ascomycota; Lipomycetes; Lipomycetales; Lipomycetaceae
Exons: 9
Coding region: 357-8066 (2569 amino acids)
Biological process (GO): protein deubiquitination
Cellular component (GO): nucleus; cytosol
Molecular function (GO): cysteine-type deubiquitinase activity
Source: RefSeq, a predicted model, not a curated record